AUGGCUGAGGCUGGGGGCACAAGUAGAGGUAACAGCGGCGGUAUGACCACCGCGGUUGCAGGAGGAGUGCGUGUCCCGCAGGAACCCUCUCUAAAGACAGGGGUGGUGCUGUCAGAUGAAAGAGUUGACUUCCUUAGAGAGCAGGCUUUCUGUGUGCUACGAGUGAAGACGGAUAAGUGGAACCGCUUUAUUGCAGCAGAGGAGAAUCAAAAGAUUAUACUGGAUUUUCUGGACGACAUCUGGAUGAACAGGCUGCUACUUUUUACUGGACCUGGUGGAACAUUGCAUGCUGGGGAUGCUCAAGUGCUGGUGUGCGUGCUAUCCAAUGGGCUUAACCAUGAGGACUGGCCGCGGGUGGUUUCUGAUGACAUCCAUCACCACCUGGAAAGACUCGGGAGCAAAGUGGUGACUCUGAGAGGCCAUGCAGAGGGAAGAACUCUGCUGCCUCUUCCACUAUGCGUGGAGAGAGCACAACCCCAAGAUAUUAGCUUUAGUCCGACUGGAUGGCCACUGGAUCACGGCUUGUUAUACUCUAUUGAAACCUUGAUCAUUCAGUGGUCUGGCCAGAUCUGGAAUGUGCUUAAGAAAGACUCUGGCAUGCUUCUGCUUCAGGGAGACCACCCAGGCCCCAACGCGGAGCUCCAGUUUUGGGCAACUCGGAGGGAAAACCUGCUGGGCAUCCAGUCACAGAUCCAGAGCUCCAAAGUGGAGCAAAUCAUGGAGAUCCUGAGAAGAGUGAAGAGCAGUUACUACUCCGCCUUUAAAGACGUCUGUGUCAAAGUCGAUAAGGGUGCAUAACUUUUAUUCUAGGGUUGCAACUUAUCCAUGUCUUGCAAAAAGUAUUUAUACCUUUUAAACCUUUAUAAAACUGUGUCACUUUAGAACACAUGACAUCCAAAUAUGACAUGUAAAGGUUUGUGGUUAAAAUGGGGAAAAGAUCUGGGGGCUUAAUUGCUUUUGCAGAAGGCACUGUCAUUUUACUAAAGCAACAACAAUAAUUUAUUUACUUAAAAUUUAUACACUACUACUGCAGCUGUGCUUGAAGCAGAAGACAUAGAUCUGUACCUGCGACC
Poecilia latipinna (sailfin molly) is the source of this 1073-nucleotide messenger RNA. RefSeq names its product dynein heavy chain 17, axonemal-like. Gene Ontology annotation, cellular component: dynein complex. Gene Ontology annotation, molecular function: dynein intermediate chain binding; dynein light intermediate chain binding. The transcript is spliced from 4 exons. The record is from RefSeq and is a predicted model, not a curated record. Gene Ontology annotation, biological process: microtubule-based movement. The coding region runs from base 1 to 798 and encodes 265 amino acids. Lineage: Eukaryota; Metazoa; Chordata; Actinopteri; Cyprinodontiformes; Poeciliidae.